GCAAAACGCUUAUCAGAGCAGAACCAGCACGGCAGUCUUCUCCAUUUCUGCAAAAAUCACUGUACAACCAUGAAGAUCAUGGUAGCCAUCAAACGAGUCAUUGACUAUGCCGUCAAAAUUCGAGUCAAACCAGAUAAGAGCGGUGUAGAGACGAGCAAUGUGAAGAUGUCGAUGAACCCAUUUUGCGAAAUCGCUUUGGAAGAAGCGCUCCGAAUUAGGGAAGCGGGCCUGGCUUCGGAGGUGGUGGCGGUGAGUGUUGGCCCGACCCAAUCUGUGGAUACUUUGCGGACCGGGUUAGCCAUGGGCGCGGACCGGGGGAUCCAUGUUGAAGCGCCCGGGUCUCUGUACCCGCUUUCGAUUGCAAAGAUCCUGAGAGCUCUUGUUGAAAUUGAGAAGCCUGGACUUCUUCUCCUUGGCAAACAGGCAAUUGAUGAUGAUUGCAAUCAGACUGGUCAAAUGGUUGCGGGGCUUCUUCAAUGGCCACAAGGGACCUUUGCUUCAAAGGUUGUUCUGGACAAAGAAAAACAAGUGGCAACUGUGGAUAGAGAGGUCGAUGGUGGUAUCGAAACAUUGUCUUUGGACCUACCUGCAGUAAUCACCACUGACUUGAGACUGAACCAGCCAAGGUACGCAACGCUCCCUAACAUAAUGAAAGCAAAGUCGAAGCCAAUAAAGAAGAUCACUCCUGAGGAGUUGAACGUGGAGAUCAAAUCUGAUAUGGAGAUUGUACAAGUCACCGAGCCUCCCAAGAGAAAAGCAGGCAUUAUACUCUCAUCUGUGGACGAGCUUGUUGACAAGUUGAAGAAUGAAGCGCGAGUCAUUUGAUUAUUGUACCAUGGCAUGUGGCCACAAACAUUAUCAAAUUGUUGUUAAAUUUCCAAUUGUUACAUUCUAAUAAAUAUGUGAGAAAUUUAACCAGUCUUCUUCCCCACA
Molecule: messenger RNA, 933 nt
Organism: Ipomoea triloba (trilobed morning glory)
Lineage: Eukaryota; Viridiplantae; Streptophyta; Magnoliopsida; Solanales; Convolvulaceae
Product: electron transfer flavoprotein subunit beta, mitochondrial
Exons: 5
Coding region: 70-825 (251 amino acids)
Cellular component (GO): cytosol
Molecular function (GO): electron transfer activity
Source: RefSeq, a predicted model, not a curated record